AUAGGCUGGGCUUUGGAUCCCAGCCCUGAAAUCCGUGUAUUGUUUCCUCACGCAUUCCCUCCCUCCGGACCUGGCCCAGGACAUUGCUUCCGGACUGGGACGGUGAUAGGCCAGCUAGGCCCCGGAGUAAAGACAGCAGCGACCCUCCCUGAUGGCAGAAAACAUGUCACAUGAUAACCUCGCACGGUCAGAAUUUCAAAACCAGUGUGGAUCAUCCACCAGCACCACCUGGUCUCACGCACGAGUAAACUGAAGCCCACAGAGAUCGAGUCUGCGGAAGGGGCCACAGCGCUGGGCCCCACACAGCCACAAACUCCCCGUGUGACGUGGCACACGUGGCACACGUCUGGCUCAGGUUUCUCAGCUAAAGAGUCAUUUUGAUACGAAUUAAAAACAACACAUUAAUGCUCUAAAAUCGGGGCACGAGGUUGGAGGGGCUCAGGGGCUGUGCCAUCUCCUCUGAGAGGCUUGGGCCUGCCGGUUUUGUGACAGUAGCAAGUCACAUGGCUUCCCAAAGCUUCAGUUUCCCCAUCUGCCAAGUGGGGAUCAUAGUCCCUCCUCAGAGGAUUGCUCUGAAGUGUCAAUAAAGCAGUACGUUAGCCCAAUACUGGGCAUAUAACAGGCUUUUGAUAAAUGAUGAUUAUGAUGAUUAGGCUUAAGCUUCUUGAUGAUCGGGAUGUCAUCGUUACUAUUUUAUAAUCUCCGCCAUCUCGAGCAGUGUCGGGCACGGGUAGGAGUUUAACAUGUAUGUGAUACGCAAAACGAAAGGUAAAUGAAUGAAUGAGCAAACAAGCCUCAUCUUUUCCCGGAGUCUCAGGCCCCCAGGAGCCUGGAGGGAACACAGAGCAAUGGCGACCCAAAGACAAAGCCAGUACGGCCUGUGGAAGACCUCUCUGGACAGCAUGUUGCUGAGAUGUAUCUACUCGCGCAAAUCCCAGUUGCCAUCGUUACUUGGAUAUUUCAGUUCUGCAUUCCUGCAUGCUGGCAUCCAGUUACAGCCCGGCAGGAAUGGAGCUGCUCGGUUGCUGCUGGUGGCCCGGCUCUCUGGCUGGAUGGCUCAGCAGUGAGGGCGCCUGGACUGCCUCCAGGACACUUAGGAGCUCAGCCUUCCUUGGCCUAGGAAGGAGUCCUCAGGCUGCUCCAGCCCCCGGCUGACUUGGUGCACACAGGGAAUGUGAGCAGGAGCAGGCCAGUGACCUAGGUCCCAAUUAAUGGAUUCUGACAUGGAUUAUGAAAGGCCAAACGUAGAGACCAUCAAGUGCGUUGUGGUGGGAGACAACGCGGUGGGCAAGACCAGGCUCAUCUGUGCCCGGGCCUGCAAUGCCACCCUCACCCAGUACCAGCUGCUCGCCACCCAUGUGCCCACGGUUUGGGCCAUCGACCAGUAUCGGGUGUGCCAGGAGGUGCUGGAACGCUCCAGAGAUGUGGUAGAUGAUGUCAGCGUCUCCCUCCGCCUCUGGGACACCUUUGGAGACCACCACAAAGAUCGUCGCUUUGCUUAUGGGAGAUCCGAUGUGGUGGUUCUGUGCUUCUCCAUUGCCAACCCUAAUUCCCUCCACCAUGUCAAGACCAUGUGGUACCCAGAAAUCAAGCACUUCUGCCCCCGAGCACCUGUCAUCUUGGUGGGCUGCCAGCUGGACCUGCGCUAUGCUGACCUGGAGGCUGUCAAUAGGGCCAGGCGACCCUUGGCUAGGCCCAUCAAGCCCAAUGAGAUCCUUCCCCCAGAGAAGGGCCGGGAGGUGGCCAAGGAGCUGGGCAUCCCCUACUACGAGACCAGCGUGGUGGCCCAGUUUGGCAUCAAGGACGUCUUUGACAACGCCAUCCGCGCAGCGCUCAUCUCCCGCCGCCACCUGCAGUUCUGGAAAUCCCACCUCCGCAAUGUGCAGCGGCCUCUGCUGCAGGCGCCCUUCUUGCCUCCCAAGCCGCCUCCCCCCAUCAUCGUGGUGCCCGACCCCCCCUCCAGCAGCGAGGAGUGCCCCGCCCACCUCCUGGAGGACCCACUAUGCGCGGAUGUCAUACUGGUGCUGCAGGAGCGGGUGCGCAUCUUUGCCCACAAGAUCUACCUCUCCACCUCCUCCUCCAAGUUCUACGACCUGUUCCUCAUGGACCUGAGCGAGGGGGAGCUGGGGGGCCCCUCGGGGCCCGGGGGCCCCCGCCCAGAGGACCACCGGGGUCACCCUGAUCACCACCACCACCAUCACCACCACCACCACCAUGGCCGGGACUUCCUGCUGCGGGCGGCCAGCUUUGACGUGUGUGAGAGCAUGGAGGAGGGCGGGGGCUCUGGCCCUGCUGGGCUCCGUGCCUCCACUAGUGACGGGAUCUUACGGGGCAAUGGAACAGGGUAUUUGCCCGGGAGGGGUCGAGUCCUGUCUUCCUGGAGCAGAGCUUUUGUGAGCAUUCAGGAAGAAAUGGCAGAAGAUCCUCUGACCUACAAAUCCCGGCUGAUGGUGGUGGUAAAAAUGGACAACUCCAUCCAGCCAGGGCCCUUCCGGGCUGUUCUCAAGUACCUGUACACCGGGGAGCUGGACGAGAACGAGCGUGACCUCAUGCACAUCGCCCACAUUGCCGAACUGCUUGAGGUCUUUGAUCUGCGCAUGAUGGUGGCCAACAUUCUCAACAAUGAGGCGUUCAUGAACCAAGAGAUCACUAAGGCCUUCCAUGUCCGCCGGACUAACCGGGUUAAGGAGUGCUUGGCAAAAGGCACCUUCUCAGAUGUGACCUUCAUCCUGGAUGAUGGCACCAUCAGCGCCCAUAAGCCCCUGUUGAUUUCCAGCUGUGACUGGAUGGCCGCCAUGUUUGGGGGGCCAUUUGUGGAGAGUUCCACCAGGGAGGUGGCGUUCCCUUACACUAGCAAGAGCUGCAUGAGGGCAGUGCUGGAGUACCUCUACACGGGCAUGUUCACCUCCAGUCCCGACCUGGACGACAUGAAGCUCAUCAUCCUGGCCAACCGCCUCUGCCUGCCGCACUUGGUUGCCCUCACAGAGCAGUACACAGUGACCGGGCUGAUGGAAGCAACUCAGAUGAUGGUGGACAUUGAUGGGGACGUCCUCCUGUUCCUAGAACUGGCUCAGUUCCACUGCGCGUACCAGUUGGCCGACUGGUGUCUUCACCACAUCUGCACCAACUACAACAAUGUGUGCCGCAAGUUCCCCCGAGACAUGAAGGCCAUGUCCCCAGAAAACCAGGAGUAUUUCGAGAAGCACCGCUGGCCGCCCGUCUGGUACCUGAAGGAGGAGGACCACUACCAGCGGGCACGGAAGGAGCGCCAGAAGGAGGACUACCUCCACCUGAAACGGCAGCCCAAGCGGCGGUGGCUGUUCUGGAACAGUCCCUCCUCGCCGUCCUCUUCUGCGGCCUCCUCGUCAUCCCCCUCUUCGUCCUCGGCUGUGGUCUGAGAUGCUGCCACCCUUUCUGGCCCUGCUGCCCUUCCCCCACUCCCCCCCGCCCCUCUGCUCUUCUGCAUCGCCCCCUCCACCUUCCAGGGACAAGAGGACCCACGGAACCAGGACCCUAAGGGCAGCGCUGUUCUCAGCAGCCAACGUAGCUGGGGGGGGAGGGGCUUGUGGGUCAGUACGGGGACCCCCUGCAGGGGACUGCGGUUCCAGAGCAGGGCAGGGAGGCAGACGGCUGCUGGGAGGUGGGGAGGGGGAAGGCACCGAGAGCUUUGGCAUCUGACUCUGGGCUGGAGAACGCUGGCGUCCAUGGGAGACUCUCCCAGCCAUGAGGCUGUGUGGCUCGGUCUGUGGAGGCAGCCCCCUCCCCGGGAGUGGCUGUGCUCGGGGAGGGUCCUGUCUCUCUUGGCCACGUUUUUCCAUCCACGGACCUGAGGGUGGCAGAUGUUCUGUGGGCAGUUUCCACACAGCGCCUACUCAGCUCCUCACCGGAGAAGUCAGGGUAGAAAUGAAGCGUUCAGACCCAGCUCGAGGCUUCCACAUCCUGGGGUGUGGCUGCCGAGGCCACGGGUGGGAAGGCUUGCACUCUGGCAAGCAUCCCUCCCUCCCAGGGCGGUAGGUGGCCAGGCCUGAUCGAGGAUGGCAGAGCCUGGUCAGAGCUUUAGGCCUAGGAGCAGCGCCUCGUGGUGCCGUGAGAAACUUCUCCCUCCCUGUGCUUCACCAUUCAGAUCCAGAGAUGGGAACCAAAGGAAACAGGUGGAACAGGGGAGAGGAGAAAGUGGGGGGGGGUGUCUGGGUGCAGCAACCCCAUGCUCUCUGGGCUCCUCCCCCUGCCUCUGGUUAGCACGGCCUCUUAGCACGGUGGGGCAAAAUUAGCAAACAAAACAAAACAAAACAAACAAACCCCCAAACAACAGCAAAAGCACCACCAACAAAAACAUGUUGGCCUCUAUCCCCUCAAAGAAAAGAAACAAGAACAGAAAAAGCCCCUGUGUCGCUUACAAAGUGGGGCCUCCGUGUUGAUGAGACAAAAGCGUAGGCCGUGGAAGUGAUUCCAGUGCCUGUGGGGAAAGGACUCGUCACCCACUGCGGCUGGGGAUGCCCAGACCCUGCCGGCUGGCUCUGGGGACAGCACGAGUUCUGAGUUAGCGUGCUGGGAUGGAGGCUUCCGGGGGCAGGGGCAGGGGGGUCUCAGGGCUUGAACAUGGUAUUGGACCCCUGCCUUGGCCCAUCAUGAGAAUCUGUUCUCCUCCUCUCAGGAUGUGAAUGUGUGUGUGUGGGGGCGGUCAAAGGUCAGGGGAAAGGGCACCGACUUGGAGAAUAGGAAUCCGGGUAAUGAAGGAUCACAGGACAUGACCUCACUUAGUGCUAGUUGUGGGGUGGGGAGGGUGAGGAAGGGAAGGAGGAAAAGGGGAAAUGUGAGCAGGGGCAAAGCAAAGUCAGUCCCGGGAAGAGGGAGACCAGACCGGAGGAUUGUGGGGGCUAAGACAGCAGCUUGUAACCCCAUGGGGAAAAGCUGGGCCACAUUUUACCUCUCCCGGUUUUGUGAUUCUGACCCAUAUUUCAGCCCCCACACCGUAUGUCGUCUUAAAAGCCAGAGUCCCACUGAUGACGAGUGGAAGCCUGGGGUGGGCUCCACCAGCAAGACCCUGGCUUCAGGUCUGGGGUCAAGCAAACCCAGAAACAGGAAAAGUCUGGAACGAUUCUGUGGUACUGAGACCUAGAGAUCUGAUGGUAAGUCAUUGUCAAGAGAAGGAGUGGGAGGUGGCAGGCCAGGCGGGUCUAGGGUGGCACCCCCUGUUGUCUAAGCUGCCUCCCCUUCUCUAGGGUGGCUGGCCGGCUGGCAGGCCAGACGUCUGCUCCUGCCUGCUCCGUUCUCAUCCUUGGCAUCAGGGCGAGGCUGAGGAGCCAGGGGGCAAGGGCAGGAGGCAGCUCGCAAGGAGAGUGCAGCUCUGCACCCAGCACCCUUCUCUGGGGAAGGGAACCAGAGGUGUGGCCAUGGGGUCUCCCGGGAAUUCCUGGUGAGAGGGAAAGCAGAAACCUAAAGUCCAGGGGGAGGGGGAAUGGGGGGCUGAGCAGCAUGGCCUGCCGAUGAGGAUGCGAAAAGGCCAAGGGGGUGCAGGGAGCCCAUGGGAGAGGAGCCACAGGACCAUCCUGGCAACCUGGCAACCAUCCUGGCUCACCCCUCAGGGACCCACUGUCCCUUCCUAGCCACACUCUGGGGGCCCAGCAGGCCCAGGUGCAAACCAGAGACACCACCUGGGGAGGCUGUGGGGGAGCCAGGCCAGGGCUGGUGACCUCCCAGGAGAGAAGGAGGGAGGAGGAGCAGAAUUCCAGUCCCACAAGAACCUGGCAUUUGGAAAUGCAGGGAGACAGGAAGGACAAGUCACAGGAACACACCCCCCUGUACUCAUGUCGCUCAAAGCUGCUUCAGAGGAGAGUGGGAGGGUGGGGGAGAAAACACACACACACCUCUUUUUAUAUAAGGUUUCAUAUUUAAUUUGGUCAUGAAUUCAUAAUACAUGAGUAUUUUGUACCUAAUCGCCUUCUUUGUGUUGUUUGAUAAUGUCCAACCACCUCUCCAGAGGAGGCACCUUCCACUGGAGAGAAGCAUGAAAGGACACCAGUCGCCCAUGAAAUGCUAAGUGCCUGUUGAGGGCCAAGUGCCAUUUGGACUGGGUCAGCUCUGUGCUCUGAUGCAGCUUACCUUAAAUGAAUAAGCAUGACCAACUCUGAUAAGGCACUCAAGUCCUCUGAGAAAGGGACUGCAGGUGCACUGAAGGCUGACUAGCAAAAAUCCGUGGCUCCUUCUGAAGAUACAAGCGCCCUGCAUGGAACCCUGAGUCUUCCAGGAAAGGGAAGGGGUGGGGAACCUCUGGAAGGAAGUGGGAGAGGGAGGUAAACAGCAAGGCCAUGAGGGUUGUGCCCCUACCGAACUCUGCUAGAACAUCAAUUCCCUGAAUGUGCCUAAAGUGUUCAGGUGAUUCCAGUUUGGGCCCAGCCCUACCAGUCUGGGCACACACAGACCUUUGAGGUGGGGAAGCCUGAGAACCCUGAGAAUAAACUCUGUACCAUUAUCCUGCCAGGACUGGAACAUGGGUGUGGUGGGAGGAGAGCUGAAGAUGAAGAUGGGGCCAAAGGUCCACACUCGUGACCUGCAAUGCAAUGGCACAUGACAUAGAACCUAUCUGCCACCUCAGCUCUAACCCAUCUCCCACCCCUACCCACGUCCAUCGGUGAGAAAGAGGCCCACCCAAACACAGGGAUGCACAAGGAUACCCCUUCUUCUCACUCUCCCUACUUGGAAACAUCAGCCUAUAAGUAAUGUAAAUAAUCAUACACCCACAAAAUAAGGGGAAAGGGUGGGCACUUUAGAAGUUUCUGGCCAUCAGAUCCUGGAAAGCUCAAGCUGCAUUUGAGGGAGAACCGGAACCCACCCAGGCCAUCCAGAGGUGGGCUUUUUCGUCUUUCCCCUUUGUGUUUGUACUCAUUCUAUUGUUGCCUGCUCCCAUUCAGGCAACCCGUGCAAUCAGACUAGUAAGUGCAUUUCAAAAGGUUCUACAUGCUCACAGAAAUCAAAAAUACAAAUCAGAAUACAAAAAUAUAAAAAUAGGAAGAUGCACAUCUUAUAGCAUUAAUAGAUAUAAGUAAAUGCAAGCAUGCCAACAUGGCUGCGCCUUACUAUAUAACAAAUACAAGUAAAAAGUGCAAUUCUCUUAGAAUGAAGUCCCAUGAAUUGGAAAGAAUGACACCCUAAAACAACUCGCAGUACACAUAUGAACAUACACAGGCACCUUAAACCUGAUACUGCAGGUUUGCUUCCAGACCACCCCAAUAAAGCAAAUAUCACAAUAAACGAGUCAAAUGAGUCUUUUGGUUUCCCAGUGCAUACAAAAGUCAUAUCUGCACCACGCUGUAGUCUAUUAAAUGUGCAAUAGCAUUAUGUUUAGUAACCAUGUAUUAAAUUAAAAAAUACUUUAUUACUUUAAAAAAUGCCAACCAUCAUCUGAGCUUUCAGCGAAUUGUAAUCUUCUUGCCGGUGGAGGCUCUUGCCUCGCUGUUGGUGGCUGCUGACUGAUCAGGGUGGUGGUUGCUGAAGGUGGGAAUGGCUGUGGCAACUUCUUAAAAUAAGACAACAGUGACCUUGGCCAUGUUGAUCGACUCUUCCGAUUUCUCUGUAUCACCGCGAUGCUGUUCGAUAGCAUUUUAAUCACAGUAGAACUUCUUGCAAAAUCGGAGUCAGUCCUCUCCAACCUGCCGCUUCUCUAUCAACUAAGUUUAUGCAAUGCUCUAAAUCUGUUACCAUCUCAACAAUCUUCCCAGCGUCUUCCCCAGGAGUAGAUUCCAUCUCAAGUAACCCCUUUCUUUGCUCAUCCAUGA
Molecule: messenger RNA, 7775 nt
Organism: Zalophus californianus (California sea lion)
Lineage: Eukaryota; Metazoa; Chordata; Mammalia; Carnivora; Otariidae
Gene: RHOBTB2
Product: Rho related BTB domain containing 2
Exons: 13
Coding region: 1212-3398 (728 amino acids)
Biological process (GO): small GTPase-mediated signal transduction
Molecular function (GO): GTPase activity; GTP binding; protein binding
Source: RefSeq, a predicted model, not a curated record